Messenger RNA from Rotaria sp. Silwood1, 348 nucleotides. Lineage: Eukaryota; Metazoa; Rotifera; Eurotatoria; Philodinida; Philodinidae. The record is from the annotation of a GenBank genome assembly.
AUGGAAAUAUAUAAAAUGUUUAAUGACAAAAUAGUUGAUAAUAAUAGUGUUUUAUUAUUUAAAUUAAUAAAUAAACUAAUUCAUUUAAUUGAAGAACAAUCCUUAUUAAUUGUUAUAAAGAAUAGUGUAUGUGAAAAUUCUCGUAUAUCAAUCUCAACAAUAGAUACAGCUAUGAUAAGUAAUCAAGUUCAUUUUAUUAACUAUCAAUUUCAAACGAUAGAAAUUUUACGACAAAUGAUUACGACAGUAGAAGAAAUGAAAACUUCAGAUAAUAUUCGUCAUUUAAUUCCACAGCCAUGCCAUACUAUUCACUAUGAUCGAUCGAAUGGUAAUAGUCUUACGCGAUAA